GAUCUUUACUGCAAAGAAAAGGAUCAACUAACAAAGAUUCCAUACUUCAUAUAGGUACAAGCAGGUUUCAUAGUUAACGAUUCUUACCAAAGCCACGUGUGGCAUAGCAAGAGAAAUGGAAUCCCGAAAGAGGAAAUUAAAGGCUAUUGCAGUCCACAGAGCAAAGAAAGUGGCUAAGAGGACUAAAGUAGCUGAUGACAUAAAGGAAGAAGAGACAGUGAUCUCUGAUGAAGUUGCAGCCACAGGAUCUGAGCAUGUGCAACAGAGUGACACUGAAGUUGUUUCUGAUGGCGAUCUGGAGCCAGUUGUUGUCGACGACGAUGACGUUAUGGAUGAUGAAGAAAUACAAGAAGAUGCUAGUGUUGACCGUCCGGAGGUCAAGAGUUCCAAGGUCAAAGGACUAUUCAAACCCCCCACCCACAGUGAGUUGCAGAGCCUGAAGGAGACACAGGAUUUGUUCAGCUCAAAUCUCAUGCGACUACAGAUUACGGAGCUGUUGUCUGAAGUUAAGCCCAAGUCAUCCUCAAAGAAAGCCGUGGAAAGCUUUUUGCACAAACUAAAGGGGAAGCUCAUUUCCCUUCCCUCCUCCGAACAAAUUGACUUGUGUGAUGGUCUCUCACUGCUGAGCAAGAAAGUCAGCUAUCCUUUGAGCUUGGACAUCUCGAAUGCCAAGGGCAAAUUUCAGUUUAUUGCUCCGAGUGUUGUCAAGGUUGUGGGUGGAUUCCUACUGGGAACACUGUCCAAGCCACACCCCUCUGUGGACCUAUGUCUCCACAUACCAGUAGAGUGUCUUCAGGUGAAGGACAUCCUCAACUACCGUUACUUUCAGAAGAGAGCUCUUUACCUCGCUGUUGUAGCCUGCCACCUGCUCAAGAAGAGGAGGUCCCUGGCAAUUAAGAGUAUCCACUUCUCCUCUGACAACCCCCUCCUACCUACACUCCUACUGGCACUAGAAGGGUCAAAAGUAGCAGUCGUUCUCCACACCUCAAUCUCAGAUGACGAGUACUUCAAGCGCUCUAAACUAACACCUGAUCACAACAAUGUCCGGCGCUACUACCUCAGUCAGCUCCCUAACCAGUUAGACGACAUUCAAAACCAAUUAAACAAGCUGCAGGUGGACGACCCUCCCACUCCCCACUACAACGCCAGUCUCCUGCUGGAGCUAGGUGGUAGAGAGAGACACCUGGUCACUCUGUAUUCUGCUCUGCACAACUCACCUGGCCUGAUAGACGCUGUGCUCCUGUGUAAGGUCUGGGCACGACAGAGAGGACUGGACAAGGGUGUGGGUGGAUUGUCAGGCUUUCAUUUCUCCAUGCUGGUGGCGUGGUUGUGUUCUCAGCGAAGACUCAACGCUCACAUGAGCUGCUAUCAGACCUUCAGAGUUGUCAUGCAGACGUUUGUUGCCUCCGACUGGACCACCAAGGGCAUAGCAAUGUCUCAGAUUCCAUUGGACGUAUUCCACGAUGCAUUCGAGGUAGUGUUUGUCGAUGGGUCAGGACUGAAUAUUUUUGCUGAGCUCAGCAUAGAGAGGUAUCGUUGGAUGCAACAUGAGGCCUCCUUGGCGCUGCGUAACCUUGACAACCUGUCGACCAAUGAGUUUCAAGCGCUCUUCAUGACUCCACUCCCUCCAGAAAUGAAGUUUGAUGUGCUGUGUAGGCUCCCCUGUCACCUGUUGUCACCAGUCGCUGUGUUGAAGGAUCAGAGGGACAGGGAGGCGAUGUCACUGGACGCUGCUGUAUUGCCCCUCCCCCUUCUAAUGAGGAGGGUUUUCCCCUUUCUACGGCGUGGGCUUGGCAAGAGAGUGCAACUGUUGACGACCUUACCAUUGCCCUCAAAACAGUGGUCAUUGUCUGAUUCUCCACCCCCUCCGAGUGAUGACAUCACCAUAGCAUUGCUAUUGGAUACUGAACAUGCAUUCUCCACCCUGGAAGUGGGCCCUCCUUCUGACAGCGAUGAGGCUACUGAGUUUCGAGAGUUUUGGGGUGCCAAGGCUGGAUUGCGGAGAUUCAAGGACGGCUCCAUCAGAGAGGCGGUGGUGUGGGUGGAUGGAGGGGGCGUGGCAUGUGGUAGGACCAUCCCUGCUCUUAUUAUUAGGCAUCUGUUGGAAAGACAUGCUGGUCUCCCUGGUGACAGCGUAGGCUGCAUUGUAAACAGUCUGGACCCCCUCAUCAGCUUGCCCACCUAUUCCAAGCACGGGAGGCUGUCUACUGGAGAAGAGGUGGGCGGUGGUGUCGUGGGUGUGGUCACAGGGCUCGGUCGAGACCUUCGAGGAUUGAGGGACAUCCCCCUCUCCAUCACGUCAGUACAAGGAUGUGGACCCGCAUUCAGACACACUCAGGUGUUUCCUUAUCCUCCCUGGAACGGCCGAUUGGGGUCAAAGUAUACAACCCCUCCUGAUGAGACCAGCCAAUCAGAUUGCUACUAUCCAUCAUGUGAUGUCGCAACACCCCCUUUUGUCCCAGUAUACAAGGUGGUGUGUCAGUUGGAGUCUAGCGGAAAGUGGCCGGACGAUGUGGAAGCCAUUGCAAAGAUAAAGACCUCCUUUUAUACGUACAUUAGCAAGGCACUAAAAGAGGAAAAGGAUGUGAUCUCAUCACCCACAGCAGAUUAUCUGGACGUCUUGAAGGAGGGCUAUGUGUUCAGGGUGAUGAUACACUACCACAGGGAGUUGCUGCUUCUCAAAGACGCUGUUUCCAAGGCGACAGGCUCGGAAGUGGUCAAACUAAAGCAGAGGUUGACAGGCAUUGAGCAGGAGCUUGUCUCCCUCCCUCUACUCACCUCCUGGCUCAACGGUGCUCAUCAGGAGUACCCUGCUUUUGCCCCGGGGGCUAGACUCUGUAAGAGGUGGAUCUCGGCACAGCUACUGACCAAUCACCUUUCAGACGAGGCAGUGGACUUGAUGGUAGCCUAUCUCUUCCUAAGCCCCGCCCCCUACACACCACCCACCAUGCCUCUCAUCGUGUUACUACGGUUUCUGUCACUCCUCUCCUCAUUUGAUUGGUCGACUGAGCCGCUGAUUGUCAACUUUAACAACGAACUGUCAGGUUCGGCUGUGUCUGAGAUUCUAACCAAGUUCACCUCAACCAGAUCCUCACUACCACCCAUGGUGAUAGCCACACCGAAUAACCACACCCAUUGGAGCACCCCCUCUCCACCUGUGUUCACCAGGCUGCAGCUACUAGCCACAGAGAGUCUCAACAUUCUUCUCAAACAUACCAUAAGAGAUUUUAAACAAGUGUUUCGGCCUCCACUAGACGACUAUCAUGUGAUCAUUCAUCUACACAAGAGACAUGUGCCACGACGUGAACAAGCCGUAGAUGCUAUGGCAACGGACUUCGACUCCUCUCAGCCGACAGUUCGUUACAAGCACAAGUGUACGCAUCUACCUGUGAUGGACUUUGACCCAGUGGAAAAAUUUGUGCAGAGUUUGGAGAUGAGCUACUCUGACUAUGCACUGUUUUUCUACGACAAGUACGGAGGCUCGUACAUCGCUGUUGCCUGGAAACCACCAGCCUUCUCUCCACGACCAUUCAAGGUGAUGCAGAUUGAAUGUCAUGUGAAGGAUAACAAGGGGAUGGUUCCCGACACUGUUGCCAUGGUGUCAGACUUUGAACUAUUAGGAGAGGGACUAGUAAAGAAAGUAGAAGUCGUUUCAUAUACCCCUUGAUAUUACCAUUGGUGUAAUUAUUUAUGAUAAUACUUAACAUUUACUUUUUCGCA
Molecule: messenger RNA, 3720 nt
Organism: Halichondria panicea
Lineage: Eukaryota; Metazoa; Porifera; Demospongiae; Suberitida; Halichondriidae
Product: nucleolar protein 6-like
Exons: 23
Coding region: 116-3667 (1183 amino acids)
Biological process (GO): tRNA export from nucleus; rRNA processing
Cellular component (GO): CURI complex; UTP-C complex; small-subunit processome
Source: RefSeq, a predicted model, not a curated record